AUGGGACAGUCGAAGAUUAUUCUAAAAACGUUGGACAACAUCAAGCAAAAGUUUACUGAGCCAAUUGAUGACUAUUUGAAUAGAUUCCGCUUAUUAAAAGCCAGAUGUUUUACGCAAGUUCUAGAACAUGAGUUGGUUGAAAUGGCCGCUGGAGGCGUUGAUUAUUCCAUUAGGAAGAAAUUGGACACCCAAUACUUGAGGGAUAUGACCCAACUGGCUGAUAGGGUUCGACACCUAGAGCGUUUGAAGGAAGAAAAAGCUAGAGCCAAUAGGAAUAAGAGAGUGGCCUACGUUGAAUUUAAUGAAGAUAACGAAGGACCAUAUGAUGAGCCUUCAAACUUCGACAAAAUCGAGAUUGACCUUGCUGAACUAAAACAAGGCUCUCCCUAUUCCUGUAAGGUCUUAGCUCCUUCGAAUGGAAAAAACCCCAUCGAACCGGAAAAGAAUGAUAAAUUUCCUAAGAAAACUUAUACGUUCGACGUUACAAAAUAUGACGAAAUCUUCGACUUGUUAGUUAAGGAUGGUCAAAUGAUAGUGCCUUCUGGUGCUAAAAUGCCCCCUUUAGAACAAAGAAAGAAAAAGGAAGGAAUACUCAAAUUCAGAGAGAAACCCAGGAGCCAGAUGAAGAUUGACUUUGACCCUCUACAAGUAGCUGACGCUCACUACAUAGAGCCAGAUGAUGUAGACAUGGCCGAAGUCACUGAUGACUUUAACAACACCAUUAAAAUGGCCGAAGUUACUGAAGAUUUUAUUCACAAAGGCAGUCAUGGUCAAGGUUUCUGA
This is a messenger RNA of Lathyrus oleraceus (garden pea), 783 nucleotides long. RefSeq lists its product as uncharacterized. The record is from RefSeq and is a predicted model, not a curated record. NCBI's taxonomy places the organism in Eukaryota, Viridiplantae, Streptophyta, Magnoliopsida, Fabales, Fabaceae. The transcript has 2 exons. The coding region runs from base 1 to 783 and encodes 260 amino acids.